Anopheles funestus (African malaria mosquito) is the source of this 1160-nucleotide messenger RNA. RefSeq lists its product as uncharacterized. Bases 646 to 1038 code for a protein of 130 amino acids. The record is from RefSeq and is a predicted model, not a curated record. Lineage: Eukaryota; Metazoa; Arthropoda; Insecta; Diptera; Culicidae. The transcript has 4 exons.
ACAUGAAUAAAUAAUCUAACCAUGUAGCAAGAAUACUGUGAUACAUCUCUAACCUGUCGUUUGCUAUACUCACUACAAUCCGAUUACUAGAUUCUUAACAAUUAAAGCAAUCGAAAUACCUACAUAACAAUAAAAAAUUAUCAAUUGUCAAACCUACGGAAACUGUGCAUAGUUUUUAUAUUACUACAGAGAUAAUAAGUGACUUUUUCUUUAUGUUAAUCUAAAUUAAAGUUUUCUUGAAACCGAUCUUCCAAUAUGAUCCGGCUAAGAAUAGAAGGACAUACCUUGAAUAGAAAUAUUGGAAUUCUAACAAGCUCUCGUAUCUUAUUCUCGUUAGUAGUCGAAAAAAGCUUUAAAUGCACAUGUUAUUUGAUCAUAGUAUACCAAGCGUAUCAAAAACACACGAAAACGUCAAACGCCGAAUUCGCUCAAUUAUCUAUUUGGAUCGUGUGUUUUUUUUAAAUAAAUUCAUAUCAAAAUCAAAUCAGCCACUUUCAUAUCAAUUCUUUGUGACACCCAGCGAAAGGAAAAAAGGUAUUGUAAAUGAAAUUUUGUUUUGCCCACUGCCAGAUUAAACGGUUUUUGUUUCUCUUCUAUUGUACCAACAUUGUUUGAUUGUUUUGUAUAACUUUACACCGGGAAAACAUGGAGCAUAACAUCGUACGUUUGUAUACGAAUGAUCACGUUAAAAUCUCCGGAUGGUCAGAACGAAUCCAACAGUAUCCGUACGAUUGUCCCGUGAACAAAGCAGGGCAAGCUGCUUAUAGAACAUUUGGAUACACCACCAAACAUUUCAUUCCCCGGACCAGUACCCAAGCCAUGAGUGAUACCGUCUGGGGUCAUUUUCAACAACGCCAAGUUGCAGCCCAUAAUCGUAAGAUGAAAACCCACCGGUCUGAGGUUAAAUUGUGCCCAUACAUCACCAGCUACCAGGAUGACUAUUUCGAUCGAUUCCCAGCCUUCCGCAAGUUGAUGAUGAUAAAUGCGCUGCAGAAUGGAACGAACAAACGCAUCCCGAAUCCACUGUCUCUAAAUUGAAAGAUGAUGAUUAUUUAUAUCCUUUUCCGGCUACACAAUUUACCAUAUUGCCAUGCUCUGCAGUACCGAUCCACACCCGAAAUAGGAAAGAGAAAAAUAAAACAAAACUAAUGUGACAAAUG